AUGAGUGCCUAUCGGUUGUCUAUCUGUACGAACGACUUGUUGCGCGGUGAGUUUAUCAGCUCCUCUCAGUGAACCCUCGUCUGUCUGAUAAUUAACUUUACAGAAGCGUUUGGCAAGCACUUGCCCAUGGUGAUUUAAAAGCAAUUUUUUCGUCGUUCUCUAGGCAUCUUUUUUUGAGCCUAGACUUCGUAUAACUAAUCCACCUCCAUUCCAGACGCUCGCCUAAAAUCCGAUCGUUCGCGUUCGAGCAGCCAAUCCGGCUUCGGCGGGGCCAACUUCUUGAGUGCGACCACUCAUCCGGCCCCACCGCUACCGCACAAGGCCGCAUCGUUCAGCCGCGCCGAUCCCCAAACUCCGCUCUCCCGCAAAACCACCAGCGCAUCGACUAAUCAGCAGUUGGCUGAGCUCAUUCGCCAAAGUGGACCCGCCAACAGUGCGAUGAUUUUGCCGGUGGUGAAGAUAAGACGAAAGUCUUUGUUGGCAAAUGUCUCUAGUGUGUUGUUUCUUCUGUCGUACUUGAUCUUUGGCGGGUAUACUUUCAUGUACUUCGAGGCGGAUGCUGCUAGACGAGCCGUGCAUGAGAAUCUUCAGAAAAGAUAUACUUGUAUCGACGCGAUCUUUAUGAGGUAAGCGGCAAACAGAAAUCAAAAAAUUCCAAGCUUACGGGUGUCAGAAGAUUGUUGAAAAUAUUUUCAGUCGACCGUACGAUGCUUCAGUUGCCAUCAGAAUCGCACAAGAAUGUGUGGCGGAUCCGGAUUUGCAGAAAAUCCACGAAUGGAACCUUAAAAACGCACUGUUAUACGGGUUUGGUAUUUUGACCACAUUAGGUGAGUAAAUCAUUUGGCCUAAUCAAGGACGCAUAAUUUACUACCUACAUCCCCAGACAAUACAAUGUAAUCUAUCUCGAGAAUUUUUAGGCUACGGUAAAAUCGAAACCAAAACCUCAGAAGGCAAGGUUUUCACCGUCAUUUGGGGUAUUAUGGGCGUCCCGAUAACGGUCAUCAUCCUCUCGAAUUUUGGGUUAUACCUUCGGCAUCUGGAGCAUACAGUGCGGCAUUGGUUUCUGCGCCGCUGGAGGGAACGAUGUGACCGGGAAAAGUCGCCGACUCUGAAAUCACUGCGAAUUGAGCCCGUUUCCAACGAACUGGGAGUGUCGCCAAUUUCGCUGCUCAUUGUAGUCAUCUUGUAUUUAAUUUUUGGAGCUGUGGUGAUGCCGCUGCUGAAUGGGCGAUUCGAUUUCGUUAAUGGCUUGUAUUACUCAUAUAUUUGCUUCACUGCCAUCGAAUUCGGAGCACUCGUGCCGGAACGGUAGGCUUGCCCACUUCAAGUCAAAUUUUUGCAACCUUUCAGAACCGAGUUUAUCCCAGUUGUAAUUGGUUAUAUGAUAAUGGGUCUGGCUAUAUCGACAGUCGCUGUGGGUGAGUCCGAACCAUCAGAUAAACAAAUGUUUUUCUUUUUUUCCAGAAUUGGGCGCCGUUUACGUCAAGAAAUUGUAUUUCGUGGGCCGAAAGGCGGGCAAUUUCCAGAACGUCCAGAUUUGGUUUGGAUCCAAAAAAUUGCAUGUGACUGAAUUGUUGAGUGCUUUAAGUCAGACAAUUGGGAUAGAUCCGGAUACGUUCGCCGAGUUGGACUUGGAUCAGUUGGUGAAGGUGAGUGUGGAAAUGGAGUCAAGCAGUUUUUUUAACUAAAAACGUAGAUACUUACGAGAAACUCUUCCUCCUUGCUUUAAAUUGCCUUAUUGGAUUCGAAAUUUGAACCUCCAAUGUCUCAAACAUCACGUCAAAUUUGUUCGUUUUAUCCUAUUGUCCUUUCAGGAUGCCAUCUUGGUGAAAGAAGGGAAACUCGAUCGUAUUCCUCAAGCCUACAUCUUCCUCGAGGGGAUCUGGCCUCCGGCUUUGGUGCCCCUCUUCCUUCGCGAUGGUGGUUUCCCGGAAUACGUGGAUGCUGAUGUGAUCUCCACAACAGAUGAAAAAAUGAAAAAACUUCAACGUACCGUUUCCAUGAACUCCUAUUCCGUUCGUCGUCAAAUCGCGUACCGGGAUCUGCCACAAACCGAGCCGGACGACGAGGACAGCAACAACAAUAUUGUACUCGAAUAUUAG
This is a messenger RNA of Bursaphelenchus xylophilus (pine wood nematode), 2102 nucleotides long. The record is from the annotation of a GenBank genome assembly. NCBI's taxonomy places the organism in Eukaryota, Metazoa, Nematoda, Chromadorea, Rhabditida, Aphelenchoididae.